AUUCAGAUAUGUUGUGGUGUCCCUUGCAACCUCCACCUCCAUCGUCAUCGCUACUCCCUGCGCCUCCGCGGGGUGUCUUGUAGCCUCGUCUAGUAUGCUCCAAAGUAAUCACGUACAGCAAGAAAGUAUUCUAAAACUAUUCACAUGCUUUCUUACAUCUGUUAUCCACACAUACUCAGCUCUUCGUUGAAAGCUGUGGACUAUCAAUUCGGGACACUCACCUGCAGUCCAUACACUUCACUGCAUCAGCAUAGAAGCAUAUCGAUAUGACGUCCGAAUCGAACAAGCCCGCAGGUGAAGCUGUACCUUCUGCUCUAAUCGCACAAGCUGAAGCUGCCAUCUAUGGCAAUAUCGAGGAUGAUGACUUAUCACAACAUGAGAGAAGUCAUUCUAGGCAUCAGGAGGAGACAGUGAGGUCUUCUGUGGAUAAUCUUCCUACAUCAUCGUUCGUACAUAACUCUUCUCUCGAAUCUGAAUAUCUACUAAUUACCUCCUCUCAAUCAGUACCCAUCAUCCUUCACAUUUAGAUGUCCCAAAUACAGAGUCUCAUUAUUACCCUAGAGAACCUCCCCCCGCAUAUGGAAACAAGCAUAAUGAACUAGAACUCAGUCAGGAUGGAUUUGAUACCCGGGCCAAGGUCUCGGACGAUGGUCGAAUCAAUAUAAAUAUCAAUCAGAAAACUCGAAAAUUGUCCGACCUCCUUAUUCCUGCCCUACGAAACCAGCUUUCUAUUAAUGCACAGGAAGAUGCGAUUCCGCUACCCCCAGGGUAUAUACCACCUGCACUGGGAGGAUUGCCUGGUCAGACUCCACCACCAAAAUUAAAUGUCGUUAUACACGUCGUUGGCUCUCGGGGUGAUGUACAACCAUUCGUUGCUUUGGGUAAAACUUUAAAAUCUACAUAUGGACAUCGUGUGCGUCUAGCAACACAUCCAACGUUCAAAGGGUUCGUCGAGGAAAAUGGAUUGGAAUUCUUCAGCAUUGGUGGUGAUCCCUCUGAAUUGAUGGCAUUCAUGGUAAAGAAUCCAGGUCUGAUGCCUGGUAUCGAUUCGUUGAAAAGCGGUGAUGUUGGUAAACGAAGAAAGGGUAUGGAAGAAAUUGUCCUAGGUUGUUGGAGAUCGUGUAUCGAAGCUGGAGAUGGUUUAGGUUCGGCUCCUGUUACAUCUGGAUCGCCGUCAUCUUUGGGUCUCGAAGCUGGUAUUAAUAUGGAUACUAAUCCAUCGGAUAAGCCGUUCGUUGCGGAUGCGAUUAUCGCUAACCCUCCAAGUUUUGCUCAUAUACAUAUUGCGGAAAAGUUGGGUAUACCAUUACAUAUGAUGUUCACGUAUGUUUUUAUGAAUCAAUAUACUAUCACUUUGCUUACUUCCAUACAGGAUGCCAUGGUCGCCCACUCAGUCUUUUCCUCAUCCAUUGGCAAAUAUCCAAUCGUCCAAUGCGGAUGUGAACAUGACCAACUUCAUUUCUUAUGCACUUGUCGAAAUGAUGACUUGGCAAGGACUUGGAGAUGUAAUCAAUCGAUUCAGAGAAAGGGCUCUUGGCCUUGAACCCAUUAGUUUGAUUUGGGCACCUGGAAUGUUAAGUCGCCUUCGUGUUCCAUAUACCUAUUGCUGGUCACCAGCACUCAUCCCAAAACCAAAAGAUUGGGGAAAGCAUAUCUCGAUAUCUGGAUUUUAUUUCCUUUCUUUAGCGUCAUCAUAUACUCCCGAACCUGAUUUAGCAGCUUUUCUCGCUGAUGGUCCGCCACCUGUUUAUAUUGGAUUUGGAUCAAUUGUCGUUGAUGAUCCUAAUGCGAUGACUAGUCUCAUUUUUGAAGCAGUCAAAAAAACAGGUGUCCGAGCCUUAGUUUCCAAAGGAUGGGGAGGUCUUGGUGGUGAUGCACUUGAUGUACCUGAGGGGGUUUUCAUGUUGGGUAAUGUUCCUCACGAUUGGCUUUUCCAACACGUAUCUUGCGUGGUCCAUCAUGGAGGUGCUGGAACCACUGCUGCUGGUAUCGCUACAGGAAAGCCUACUGUAGUCGUACCAUUUUUCGGUGAUCAACCAUUUUGGGGAGCCAUGACCGCUAGAGCUGGAGCUGGUCCACUGCCAAUUCCUUAUAAACAACUUACUGCUGAUAAACUUGCCGCAGCUAUUACUGAUGCUCUCAAGCCUGAAACUUUGGCAAAGGCACAAGAGCUAGGAGCUAGAAUCAAAGAGGAAAAAGGCACUGAAGAGGGUGGGAAAAGCUUUCAUGAUCAUCUAGAUGUUGACAAUUUGAGAUGUUCACUGGCACCACAUAGAGUGGCAGUCUGGAGAGUGAAGCGUACUCAGACUAAACUUAGUGCUUUGGCGGCCAAUGUUCUUGCUAGUGAGAAUCUCAUCAACUUUGCAGAUUUGAAAUUGUAAGUUGUUUUUCAUAUCUUAUCAUCCAGCCCGUGGCUGAUAAAAUUAGAUAUCGUUCAAAAGAAUAUGAGACUGAUGAUGGUCCAUGGGAUCCAAUAUCUGGAGGAGCAACUGCACUGCUUGGGACUAUUGCGAGUCUCAGUAUGGGUGUAGCAGAUUUCCCCAUAGAAAUUUUCAGGAAGGUGAAGAGGGAGAAGGAUGCUAAUGCUGCUACCAAAGCAUCCUCAAACUCUGCUUCUGCUACACCAAAGUCUUCGGUGCAAAAUCGAUCUCAAGAUCAUAUGCUGUUAGAUGAAAAAUCACUCAGAUCAGUAGACGCUAGUCUGCUGCAAGCAUCGGAAUCAUCGGCAAAAACUUCUUACGAGAGUACUCAACGGUCUUUGGAUGAUAUACCUACUCCUUUAACACCAACUACUACUCAAAGUUCCAUGUCACAUACAACAAGCCCUGGUAUCAAGCAUGCAAAUUCGACGCGGCAAGUACUGCGAGGUGGCAUGGAAUCUUCUCAUAGUCGCCAUAAUUCGGGCAUCGAAACUCCUAAGGAGUUUGAUCCUUCUAAGUUGACGAUUGAAAAUGCUAUAGGAGCCGGGAAGGGCAUUUCGCGUAUUGUUGGGGCGGGCUUAAAGUCACCUAUGGAUUUCACACUAGGCUUAGCACGAGGAUUUCAUAACGCACCUAAAUUAUAUGGUGAUGAUACGGUUAGGCCUCAAGAAAAGGUAACCGAUUUUCAAAGUGGAUUAAAGGCGGCUGGAAAGGAAUUUGGUUAUGGAAUGUUUGAUGGAAUCACUGGUCUGGUUACACAACCUUUACGUGGCGCUGAGAAGGAAGGUGCUGCUGGAUUGAUCAAAGGCAUAGGAAAAGGUAUUGCUGGGGUAGUUCUCAAACCGGGAGCUGGUAAGUUAGAUUCUAUCGAAAUCAUCCAUGCACUUCUAACAUCAUUAAGCUAUAUGGGGACUUCCUGGUUACACAUUUAUGGGUAUUCAUAAAGAAGUACGGAAACUUUUCGGCUCAAGCGCACUUAAUUAUAUCAUCGCAGCCAGAACAGCUCAAGGGUUUGAAGACGCCCAGAAUUGCAGCAUAGAAGAACGUCUAGAUAUCAUCAAGCUUUGGAAUGAACACAAACAGGAAUAUCAAAAUGCCAGGCAGAGAGUUCAUGAUAAAGGUCCUGCUGGUCAGGAUACUGGACAACUUUCACCACGAGGCUUCUUCCAAACAAGACAUCUUACUUUUGAUGAAAGGAAAAAGCUUCAGGAGGAACGAAAAGCCAAGCGUGAUGAGGAAAAUAAGAAAGGGAGCAAUAAUCUACAGACACGUCAGCAAUCAGGGCUUUUCGGAAGAUCAACACCUCAUAAUGAUUUGUCUCAUGGGGUCCAGGAUUCAACAGUUAUUAACAUUGAUCCUCCUACUGAUUAUGCCAGCGGGGACACCCAUCCAGAUUUUGAAGAAGCAAUUCAAGCAUCAGUAGCGGCUACUUCGCGUGGUAACAUAGAAGAAGACCUUAUGAUUGAGAGGGCUAUUCGAGCUAGUGUGGUGGAACUUCAGGGUGGUCAGAGUGCGGGGUUGAGCGAUCAGGAGGUUAUGGAUCGUGCGAUUAGGGCUAGUGUUUUGGCUAGUCAGGAGCAGGAGGGGAGAGGUGGGAGGAGGGAGGAGGAGGAUAGGGAGCAUGAGGUACAACUUGCGAGGGCGAUUCAGGAGAGUUUGAAGGAGUAUAGGGUUGGUGGUGUGAGGGAGGAUGGUGGCGAUGUUGGUGUUGGUGCUGGUGUUGGUGCUGGUGCGGAUGCGGACGAUGGGAAAAGAGUGGAUUCAUAGAGAUGCGCAAUGGAGAGAAAGAAGAUGAAGAAAGGGAAUCAAGAGAGGAUCAAUGAGAAAUCCAUAUCUAAAGGAAAGAAAAGAAAAAGAAAAGAGAAUAAUACUGGAGAAGAAAAGAGGGAAGAGAAAUGAAGAAGAAGAAAAUAUGGCUAUGGAGAGUUUGAAGGGACGGGGGUCCGUCGGGAAGGGUGGGGAUAAGUGGUGGAGGAGGAUG
Sclerotinia trifoliorum is the source of this 4401-nucleotide messenger RNA. The record is from the annotation of a GenBank genome assembly. Lineage: Eukaryota; Fungi; Ascomycota; Leotiomycetes; Helotiales; Sclerotiniaceae.